Jatropha curcas is the source of this 837-nucleotide messenger RNA. The record is from RefSeq and is a predicted model, not a curated record. Lineage: Eukaryota; Viridiplantae; Streptophyta; Magnoliopsida; Malpighiales; Euphorbiaceae.
AUGCUCAUGGAAAAUUUCUUACGCUCAAAAGAGUAUUGGCACUUGGUAGAAGAUAGAGUUCCUGCAGCAGCAGAAGGAGAUACAGCAAAAGACAUAUGGGACUCUCUGAAGCAGAAAUAUCACGAAACAACUCGUGUUAAGCAUGCACAGCUGCAAGCUCUUCGAAAAGACUUUGAAAUUCUUCACAUGAAGACUGGAGAAACUAUGAAUGAGUUUAUUGCCCGAACUCUUACCAUUGCUAAUAAAAUGAAAGCAAAUUUUAUUGCCCGAACUCUUACCAUUGCUAAUAAAAUGAAAGCAAAUGGUGAGGACAAGGGAGAUGCUGUUGUGGUUGAAAAAAUUCUAAGAUCCAUGACUCCCAAAUUUAAUUAUGUUGUUUGUUCUAUUGAAGAAUCAAAGGACACAAGCAUGCUAACUAUUGAUGAGCUUCAAAGUAGUCUGCUUGUGCAUGAACAACGCAUGAAUUCUCAGAAUGAAGAAGAGCAUGCUUUGAAAGUUUCACAUGGAGAUCAUUCUGGAGGAAGAGGUCGCGGUAAUAGUCGGGGCCGUGGACAAGGCAGAGGCAGACAGAGUUUUGACAAAUCAACAAUUGAGUGCUACCGUUGUCACAACCUUGGGCUCUUUCAAUGGGAGUGUUCACAAAAAGAAAAGGAGGUGCAUUUUGUUGAGGCGCAAGAAGAGAUGUUGUUGAUGGCAUAUUUGGAAACAAAUAUUGCCAAUAAAGAAGAUACUUGGUUUCUCGACUCAGGUUGCAUUGUUUCUCGAACUCCAGGUUUGCAGCAAAUCACAACUCAUGGUGGCGGGAAGAAGGAGUAUUUCUUUGAAAUUCUUCGAUGA